Messenger RNA from Carya illinoinensis, 2432 nucleotides. Its product is annotated as sodium/proton antiporter 1-like. Lineage: Eukaryota; Viridiplantae; Streptophyta; Magnoliopsida; Fagales; Juglandaceae. Gene Ontology annotation, cellular component: membrane. Gene Ontology annotation, biological process: sodium ion transport; transmembrane transport. The record is from RefSeq and is a predicted model, not a curated record. Gene Ontology annotation, molecular function: antiporter activity. Bases 727 to 2127 code for a protein of 466 amino acids. The transcript has 10 exons.
GUCGCAACGACAAUAUCAUUGAUCAACAGCCAUGUACUCAGCCAAACACGCCCCAGAGCCAGCUUCUCCUCCACCUUCUUCACGAUUCUAAGUAUGUCGCCUUGAAAAGCAAAGCUCCGAUGUGUCCACUCUCGGCUGGGAUCCGCCUGUACCUAAUCCAAAAUAUCAUCAAGCUGGCGAUUACUUCUCUCUCUUCAUCUCUUCGUACCAAAUGUCCUCAGACCCAAUCCCUACUCCCUCGUAAUGGCCAAAUUCGUGCUUGAAGAAAAAUGUCAUUUUUUUUAACUUGUUAGGCACGGAUGCUAACUAUUUUAGAGGGGGAUGGGCCAAAGGGAGACAGGAUUAAUUAAAGUAAGCUCCCCCCGUGGUUUCCUCGCUCCUUCUUACUUUGGCUUGUCUCUGUGUAUCAAUCAUGUGUUCAAGAUUGCUUGUCCAUGGCGUUCUUGCUUGGGAUGAAGACAAGGCCAGCGGUGUGGAAGUGUGGAAAGCUCGACCUCAUCGUCUAUUUAUUCUUCCUAUAAAGGCAUCACCUCUUUAUUGUCAACUUUUUCAGGCCAUUCCCCCAUUUCCUCCUUUGUCACAAGUUCUACGAAAUCAUCAGUAACUUGGACUUUAAAUUCUUCCCCUGGUUCGUAGACUCUUUUUUUGUUCGAUCAAAAUACAAAGCUUCAUUGUUCAUCUUGAGAGCUUAUAUGUGGUUUGGCACGCAUCAUUUUUGAAGAAUCUAUGGCCUUCAAUCAAAGUGGAGUAGGCUUGCCGAUGGUGGUGAGCUUCAAUAGAAUCGGGGAUGUUGCGAUGGCAUUGCUAUUUGGAAUAGGUUAUGCAGGCAUCAUUUUUGAACAUUCUCUGGCCUUGAAUAAAAGCGGAGUAGGAUUACUGAUGGCCGUGAGCUUAUGGGUUGUGCGUAGCAUCGGGGCUCCUUCAACUGAGAUAGCCGUUUCAGAGCUAACACGUGCGACUGCAGAAGUUAGCGAAAUAGUGUUUUUCUUGCUUGGCGCCAUGACCAUUGUAGAGAUAGUUAAUGCUCAUCAAGGUUUUAAUCUAAUUACUGACAAUAUAACCACUCGAAAGCCAAGGACUCUCCUCUGGUUGGUUGGCUUUGUGACAUUUUUACUUAGUUCUUUUCUUGACAACCUGACAUCUACAGUUGUCAUGGUGUCAUUAUUGCGGAAACUAGUACCUCCAUCAGAAUUCCGCAAGCUUUUAGGAGCUGUUGUAGUGAUAGCGGCAAAUGCUGGUGGUGCAUGGACGCCUAUUGGUGAUAUUACCACUACAAUGCUGUGGAUACAUGGUCAAUUAUCCACUUUACAGACAAUGAAGAUCUUGUUUGUUCCUUCAGUCGUUUCUCUAGCUGUCCCUCUGGCACUUAUUUCCCUAACUAGUGACAUUAAUGGGAAGGAACAGGACUUUUCCAAUGUUUUGGCAUCUGAACAGAUGGCUCCUCGAGGAAAGCUUGUUUUCUCAGUAGGUAUUGGAGCUUUGUUUUUUGUUCCAGUUUUCAAGGUCGUAACUGGUUUGCCUCCCUACAUGGGUAUGCUACUUGGACUUGGAGUUCUUUGGAUUCUGACUGAUGCCAUCCACAAUGGUGAAUCUGAAAGGAAAAAUUUAAAAAUACCAGAAGCUUUAUCACGGAUUGACUCUCAAGGAGCUCUUUUCUUGCUUGGAACCCUUUUGUCCAUUAGCAGCCUGGAGGCUGCCGGGAUUCUUCGGGAAUUGGCAAAUUACCUUGAUGCUCAUAUUCCUAGUAUUGAAGUGAUUGCUAGUGCAAUAGGAGUUGUAACAGCAGUUAUAGACAAUGUUCCACUGGUUGCGGCAGCAAUCGGAAUGUAUGAUCUCUCCACUUUUCCCCAAGAUUCUGAGUUUUGGCAGUUGAUUGCGUAUUGUGCCGGCACUGGUGGAUCCUUGCUAGUUAUUGGCUCGUCCGCUGGAGUUGCAUUCAUGGGGAUGGAAAAGGUCGAUUUCUUUUGGUACCUGCGGAAGGUGAGCGCUUUUGCUUUUGCAGGCUAUGUUGCUGGAAUUGGUGCUUACCUAGCAAUACAUAACCUCCUAAUCUCCCUGUCCACGACUUCAGCAGCAGAGGUUCCAGCUUUGGCCAGAACGUUUCCUUGGCAUCAAGCAACGCAGUAACAAAAUUUGGCAGUGUGCAUUAAUCUAGCGAAUGGAAAAUAGAUGGAAGUUUGAUAAUAGGAUACUCAGAUGAUGAAAAGUUGAAAAAGAAUCUUUUAGCUGAUAAAUUUUUUUUGAUAGGUAAGAAUCUUAUAGCUGAUAAAUUUAGAUUGUAUAGAUCUUUCUUUUUCUUUUUUUCCCAAACCUUGGUUACAUCAACAUCGUAGUUACUAUACAAGGGAAACCAGAUUGUUUAGAUCUCGUGCUCUCAAACAUUAGCAUUCUGAUGACUUCAAUGAAAAAUGGGAGUCGAAUAAGUUUUCCUA